AUGUCGCUCGGCACGACACAUCUCCCCGAGGCCCUAGCCGCCAACCACGAGGCCGCAGCCGCCACCUCCAACAACAGCGAGCCGGACUCCUUCCACCCAGAGUACCGCGGCUUCGAGGACCAGGCGCAGGACCACGUGCGCAAUCUCGCACGCACGCUCACCAACGCGUCUGCGCCCGGCUCCGUCGCCUCCAUGUCCCCCAUCAACCCGGUCUUCUCCACCCCUGACGCCCCACACUACGACGCGCGCCUGGACCCGAACUCGGACGAGUUCUCGUCCGCGUUCUGGGUCCACAACGUCAGCCAGCUCGUUGCACGUGACCCCGACCACUACAAGCCCUAUUCGCUAGGCUGCAGCUGGCGCAACCUGCGGGCGUACGGGAACGCCACUGACGUGGCGUACCAGUCCACCGUGGCCAACUUGCCCUUGCAAUUGGCCGAAACCGUGCUGCGUAUGGCGCGCAAAGCGCGUCCAGAAGACACUUUCGACAUUCUGAAGCCCAUGGACGGUCUCGUCAAGCCCCGUGAGCUGCUGGUGGUGCUGGGCCGGCCCGGCUCCGGCUGUUCCACACUGCUGAAAACCGUGUCGGCCAACACCCACGGUUUCCACGUAGACCCGAAGUCCCAGAUCUCGUACGAUGGUCUCACGCCCAAGGACGUGGCCCGCCACUACCGAGGCGAGGUCGUGUACAAUGCCGAGUCCGACGUGCAUUUCCCGCAUUUGACCGUGUUCGACACCCUUAAGACCGUGGCGCGGCUGUCGUGUCCUUCCAACCGGAUCCACGGCGUCGACCGUGAGACUUUCAGCACGCACAUCACGGAAGUCGCCAUGGCAACGUACGGUCUGUCACAUACGCGUAACACAAAAGUCGGCAACGAACUGGUGCGAGGCGUUUCGGGCGGUGAGCGUAAGCGUGUGUCCAUCGCUGAAGUGUCGAUUUGCGGGUCCAAGUUCCAGUGUUGGGACAACGCCACGCGUGGGUUGGACUCGGCCACCGCACUGGAGUUCAUUCGCGCGUUGCGCACCGAGGCCAAACUCACGCAUAGUGCCGCCGUGAUCGCCAUCUACCAGUGUUCCCAGGACGCGUACGACCUCUUCGACAAAGUCUCGGUCCUGCACGAGGGCUACCAGAUCUACUUUGGUCCGGCCAACCAGGCCAAGCAAUAUUUCGAAACCAUGGGUUACGUGUGUCCGUCGCGCCAGACCACUGCGGACUUUCUAACCGCCGUCACAAACCCGGCCGAACGGAUCGUCCGGGAGGGCUGCCGCCCUCCCGCGACCGCGGUCGAAAUGGAGAAGUACUGGAAACAGUCUCCGGACUACAAGCGUCUCCUGGGCGAGAUCGACGAGUACGCCGCCCACGAACAGGCCGACAACAUGCGCAAUCUGGCUGAAAACCACGUCGCCAAGCAAUCGCGUCGUGCCAGACCCAAAUCUCCUUACACCGUCAGUUACGGGCUACAGGUCAAGUAUCUCUUGAUUAGAAACAUGCAGAGAAUCCGCAGUAAUAUGGGGGUCACCGUGUUCCAAGUGAUCGGUAACGGAUCCAUGGCUUUUAUCCUGGGUUCCAUGUUCUACAAAGUGCUCAAACACGACACCACAGAAGGGUUUUAUUCGCGUGCCGGUGCACUGUUUUUCGCCGUGCUGUUCAACGCAUUCUCGUGUUUGCUGGAGAUUUUCGCUCUGUACGAGGCGCGUCCAGUGUCCGAAAAACACAAACGGUACUCGCUGUACCAUCCUUCUGCGGACGCCAUGGCGUCCGUGAUCUCCGAAGUGCCCGCCAAGCUGUUGACUUCGGUCUCGUUCAAUUUGGCCCUAUAUUUCCUGUGCAACUUCAAACGUGAAGCUGGCGCGUUUUUCUUCUACUUCUUAAUGACCAUGGUAGCCACGUUUUUGAUGUCGCACAUUUUCAGAUGUCUGGGUGCCUCGACCAAGACCUACGCCGAGUCCAUGGUGCCCGCGUCCGUGUUGCUAUUGGCGUUGUCGAUCUACACCGGGUUUGCCAUCCCCAAGACCAAGAUUUUGGGGUGGUCCAAAUGGAUCUGGUACAUCAACCCGCUAUCGUACGUGUUUGAAUCUUUAAUGGUUAACGAAUUCCACGACCGUCGUUUUGAUUGCUCCGCUUACAUCCCUACGGGUCCCGCGUAUGAGUCGAUUUCCGGCACUGAGCGUGUGUGUUCUGCCGUGGGUGCUGUACCGGGGCAAGACUAUGUCAACGGUGAAACCUACAUCAACGUGGCGUACGGCUACUACCAUUCUCACAAAUGGCGUGGUUUGGGUAUCGGAUUGGCGUAUGCAAUUGUGUUUUUGGGUGUUUACCUCGCCGUCACGGAGUUCAACGAGAGCGCUAAACAACGUGGUGAAAUCUUGGUUUUCCCCCAGGCCAUUAUGCGCCGCAUGAAAAAGCAACGCCACCGCAGCGAGAAGAACAAUGGCGGCGGUGCCCGCGGCUCAGAAACGACCGGAGGAGGAGGAGGAGGAGGCUCCGCUGCAGAUCUCGAGAGCUCUGCAGGCGUUGUCCCUGUCAACGAGAAAAAGCUGCUCGAGGACAGCACCGACUCGGCCAAUUCUACCAACUCCUCCAUGGGCGAAGCCGGUCUAACGCAAUCCGAAGCCAUCUACCAUUGGCGUAAUGUGUGCUUUGACGUGCCCAUCAAGAAGGAAACUCGUCGUAUCCUGGACCAUGUGGAUGGCUGGGUCAAGCCCGGCACUUUGACCGCUCUUAUGGGUGCUUCCGGUGCUGGUAAAACCACUUUGCUCGACUGUCUUGCCUCUCGUGUCACCACUGGUGUCAUCACUGGUGACAUGUUCAUCAACGGGUUUUUGCGGGACUCGUCCUUUGCGCGUUCCAUUGGUUACUGUCAACAACAAGAUUUGCAUUUGGAAACCUCAACUGUCCGUGAAUCGCUUCGUUUCUCCGCCUACCUACGUCAACCUUCCCACAUCUCUAAACAAGAAAAAGAUCGUUACGUUGAGGAAGUGAUCCGCAUUUUGGAAAUGCUCCCUUACGCUGACGCCGUGGUCGGUGUCGCCGGUGAAGGUCUUAACGUCGAACAACGUAAGCGUUUGACCAUCGGUGUCGAACUCGCCGCUAAGCCUAAGCUACUAUUGUUUUUGGAUGAGCCCACGUCCGGUUUGGACUCCCAAACCGCUUGGUCCAUUUGCCAGCUCAUGCGUAAACUUGCCAACCACGGUCAGGCCAUUUUGUGUACUAUUCACCAACCUUCCGCUCUACUAAUGCAAGAAUUUGACCGUUUGUUGUUCUUGCAACGUGGUGGUAAGACUGUGUACUUUGGUGACUUGGGUCCUGGCUGCCAAACCAUGAUCGACUAUUUUGAAAGCCAUGGUGCACACAAGUGUCCCGACGGUGCCAACCCUGCUGAAUGGAUGCUUGAAGUCAUAGGUGCUGCUCCCGGCACUCACGCCUCUCAAAACUACCACGACGUGUGGCGCAACUCUGACGAGUACCGCGCCGUGCAAGAAGAAUUGGAAUGGAUGGAAAGAGAAUUGCCCAAGAAGCCAAUCGACACCAGUAACGAACAAUCCGAGUUUUCCACCUCGCUAUUCUACCAGUACUGUCUUGUCACCAAGCGUCUACUGGAGCAGUACUGGCGUACCCCUUCGUACUUGUGGUCCAAGAUCGGUCUAACCAUCAUUUCCCAGAUUUUUAUUGGUUUCACUUUCUUCAAAGCGGACAGUUCCAUGCAAGGUUUGCAAAACCAGAUGUUGUCGAUAUUCAUGUUCACAGUUAUUUUCAACCCAACUUUGCAACAGUAUCUGCCCACCUUUGUGUCUCAGCGUGACCUGUACGAGGCGCGUGAGCGUCCUUCUCGCACUUUCUCAUGGCUCGCCUUCAUUCUAUCCCAGAUCAGUGUUGAAAUUCCUUGGAACAUUUUGGCCGGAACUGUCGGUUUCUUUGUGUAUUACUUUCCAGUCGGUUUCUACAACAAUGCAUCGUUCGCGGACCAGUUGCACGAGCGUGGCGCAUUGUUCUGGCUAUAUGCUACCGCUUUCUAUGUUUUCACAGGUUCCAUGGCACAAUUGGUGAUCGCGAGUCAAGAAGUGGCUCAAUCAGCCGGUCAAAUUUCCUCGUUGUUGUUCACAAUGUGUUUGUCGUUCUGUGGUGUUAUGGUUCAACCUAACAACAUGCCACGGUUCUGGAUUUUCAUGUACCGUGUUUCCCCACUUACCUACUUCAUUGACGGUACACUAUCGACUGGAUUGGCUAAUGCAGACGUGCACUGUUCCGACUACGAAAUGGUCAGCUUCACGCCACCUCAGGGCCAGACCUGUGGUCAGUAUAUGCAGUCUUACAUCUCGUCUGCUGGGACAGGAUACCUAGCGGAUCCUGACGCUACAGAUGAGUGUCGUUUCUGCUCGGUGUCGUCCACCAACGACUAUCUCAAGGCUGUCAGCUCCGAAUACACACACCGCUGGCGUAACUACGGUAUCUUCCUAGCGUUUAUCAUGUUCAACUUUGCCGCGGCCGUAUUCUUCUACUGGUUGGCCCGUGUGCCCAAGAAGAGAAAUAGAGUUGCAGACGAGCGCAAGCCCGAGGCCCAAAAGAUUCAGGAGAAAUAG
Lachancea meyersii CBS 8951 is the source of this 4581-nucleotide messenger RNA. The record is from the annotation of a GenBank genome assembly. Lineage: Eukaryota; Fungi; Ascomycota; Saccharomycetes; Saccharomycetales; Saccharomycetaceae.